UGCUCAUCCCGCGGGUUUUGUGUCCAGGGAUCUUGGCAGCACAUGGAGGGUGCGGUAAGAUCCUGGAAUAAACCAGCAAAACCACUUUGUGCUUCUUCCUGAGGGUUCUGGGGCUCUCUGCCCCAGGGUUUGGGUGCUCCCUGCCCUGCAUGCUGGGCAGGAAUUCCUGCUGGGUGGAUUUGGGAAGUGAGGAGUGGGGUGAACAGCCUGAGACGAGCUCCAGCUAAAACCAAGACUGGAGGUCCCUCCUGGUCUUGUGCUGAGCUCCUCGGCCCCAAGUACAGCUGAGGGGGUUCAGGGUGUGAGUGCCGUGGUUUUCCAUCAUUAAUCCAGUUAAAACUGAGCUGGAGACUUGCUGAGGGCAGUGCAGGAGGGUGUCUGGGGUAUAAAUCCCUGUCUGCAGGUGCAUGAGUGUGCCUUGGAGUGAAGCACUAAAGCAGCUGCCUCUGAGUGUUCCUGUGUGCUUUCUGGUGUGGGUUUAACUAAUCCAGACUAACCAGGCUUGCUCUGAUGAGGGGGAAAUGUCUGUUUGUGGCUCAGGGGGCAGACACUCUGUGUGAACAUCCUGUAAAGCUGGUUAAACAGACUCUUCUUUUGUAAGUUCAGCCUCAGCUGCUGUUUUCCACCCACCUCUGUCCCUUCCACAAGGGGUUUUGCCAUCAAACCAUUCCCUGAACUCUCCUUCCCUGUGAGAGGCCCAUCCCUGCUGCCUGUGGUGGUUGUGGCAGUGGGAGGUGCAGGGUUUGCAUGAGUUUCCUGUCGUGGAGCAAAGUGAGGACAGAGCAAAACUUCACCCAGCCUGAGCUUUAGAGCCUCCCAGCCAUGGAACAGAGGAGGAGCUGGUCAGUCUGUGACCAAGAACCUGAGACACUUCAGGCACCUGGAGGAUCUGUGUAACCACAGCCCACUUCUGGUUCACCUUCAGGAGCUCCAUAAAUCCCAGUCCUUUUCCUGUGGCUGUUGGUUGCCCAGUGCAGGAGGAACGAUGGGCAGUUGAUUGGUUUGGGUCCCCACAAUCCCAAGAAGAAGCAGGACCUGGACAAGCUUUAUGACCUAAAAUCUAAAGCCCAGCAGAUUAUGAACCAGUUUGGCCCUUCUACCUUGAUCAACCUCUCCAACUUCUCCUCCAUCAAGCCAGAGCCAGCCAGCACCCCCCCCCAGAGCUCCAUGGCCAACAGCACCACCGUGGCCAAGAUGCCUGGAACACCCAGUGGAGGGGGCAGGCUCAGCCCUGAGAGCAACCAGGUUUUAACCAAGAAGAAAUUGCAGGACCUGGUGCGUGAGGUGGAUCCCAACGAGCAGCUGGAUGAAGAUGUGGAGGAGAUGCUGCUGCAGAUCGCCGAUGACUUCAUCGAGAGCGUGGUCACCGCCGCCUGCCAGCUCGCGCGGCACCGCAAGUCCAACACCCUGGAGGUCAAAGACGUCCAGUUGCACCUUGAGCGCCAGUGGAACAUGUGGAUCCCGGGCUUUGGUUCUGAAGAAAUCAGGCCCUACAAAAAAGCCUGCACUACAGAAGCUCACAAACAGAGGAUGGCACUGAUCCGCAAAACCACCAAGAAAUAGCCCCUGGGCAGAGCUGGGAGACGCCGCCAGUGCAGUUUGGGAUAUUUUGCCUCUCCACUGAAGCCUCCACGAUGUCACCCGUGGGAUGUUUUUUUUUUUUAGUGCUUUACAGAGAAGCAUCUAUUUUUUAUUAAUGGUGCAGCAAUAUCUUGACUCUACGAGGAGAUCUGCCAAAAACACUCUCUGCCCCUUUCCUUGUUCCUCCUCAGAGCGCGACGUAUCUCAAGGAGAGACUUUUAUUUGUGACUUGAAAGUGGUUUCUCGUACAAGUGAUUGAUUACCCAAGGGACAGAGCGUUUGGUCAUGUGUGGGACAGUAUUAGAAGCAUCUGUAGAGGUUUUUGUUUCCUCCUUCCUGCUCCAGUACUUUGUAAUGUCAGUGUUUAUAUAAAUACUUGCGUUUGUUUUACAUGAAUAAAGAAAUUAUUAAUCUAA
Messenger RNA from Pseudopipra pipra, 1997 nucleotides. It is a transcript of the gene TAF12, whose product is annotated as TATA-box binding protein associated factor 12. Gene Ontology annotation, molecular function: DNA binding; protein heterodimerization activity; TBP-class protein binding. Lineage: Eukaryota; Metazoa; Chordata; Aves; Passeriformes; Pipridae. The record is from RefSeq and is a predicted model, not a curated record. Gene Ontology annotation, biological process: RNA polymerase II preinitiation complex assembly; DNA-templated transcription initiation. The transcript is spliced from 6 exons. The coding region runs from base 1078 to 1563 and encodes 161 amino acids. Gene Ontology annotation, cellular component: transcription factor TFIID complex; SAGA complex; SLIK (SAGA-like) complex.